GAGAGAGAGAGAGAGAGAGAGAGAGAGAGAGAGAGAGAGAGAGAGAGAGAGAGAGAGAUCCGUCCGCUUGUAGGAGAAGACUGAGCAGAUCUGAGCCAUGGCGGCGAAGCUGCUCUUGAAGGCCAGGAGCAAAUUUGUGGAUCAGGUGAACCCUGAACUUCUGAAACAGAUCCUCGACAAGCUUCUGGAGGACGAAGUUCUGAAUGAUCAAGAGAAAAACCCAAUACACAAAUUAAUGAACAGCAACGAUGCUGACGCCGCACGAAGCCUCAUUGACGUAGUGAGGAAGAAAGGAGACAGAGCCAGUGGGAUGAUGAUCGACCACAUUAAGAAUUUGGAUGGUAAUCUUUAUGAUGAGCUUUUCCCACAGAGUACUCAAGGUGCUCAGGGUCCUCAGGGCACUCAAGGUGCUCAAGCAGCUCCCGCCCCACCCUCUGAGUUCUCUGACAAACUCAUUCCAACCACUGAGGCAUUCUGGAGACAGCAGCAAAUGGAUGACGAUGUUUACCCUGUGUUCAAACCUGCCAAAAAACAGCGUGUUGCCCUGCUGAUCACUAACAUAAAGUUUCAAGAUGAGCGGCGCAACAGAAGAGGAGCUGAUAAAGACGAGAGAAACAUGGAGAAGCUGCUCUCAGCUCUGGGCUACGAGGUGGUGAAAUACACCGACCUCACUGCAAAGGAGAUCGAUGAAGCUAUCAUCAAGUUCUCAAAACAUCCAAAACUCACGGACACUGAUAGUGUGUUCGUGGUCAUCAUGUCUCACGGGAAACGAGAUUUUGUUCUCGGUGUUAACUAUAGAGAGGAUGUAUGUGCCAAUGAGAAACCAGAUGAGUUCCCAAUAGACAACAUUUGCAAACACUUGGCAUGUCGUGCCCUGGAGGACAAACCAAAGGUCAUCAUCAUACAGGCCUGCAGAGGAGAGGACCAUGGAUCUCUGCCUGUUUGGGACGGUGUAAACCAAGCUGCGGCCGAUGCCUUUCAGUCAGAUUCAGUAAACCUCGAAGAUGAUGCCCUGCGAUUUGUGCACCAAGAGAAAGACUUCAUCUUCCUUUUGUCCUGCACCCCCAAUACUGUGUCGUACCGACAGCCGGAUCAUGGCUCUCUGCUCAUCCAGUACGUUGUUCAGGUGUUCAACACUGACGCUCAUAAAGAUGACAUCAAGGAGCUGUUCAGAAAAGUCUCGAAGCAAUCUGAAAAAUUCCAACAUGGCAAUAAAAUGCAGAUUGCGAUCACAGACAGAUGCUCGCUGAUGAGACGCUUCUACCUCUUUCCAGGCAUCUAAGUUGUCCAGUUGUCACCGUUGUCCAGCACAGAGGUUAAAGGGGGGUUACGAAAAUCAUUCUGUGCCUAAAAUCAAAACUGUUUUUGUAGAAGGUUCAUUCAAAAGGACCAGAUUGAAAGGUGAAGAACAUCUACCUCAAAAGAGCAGGAGAGAGAACAACCUGCAGAAACAUAAUCAACAAAGCACGAGCUGAGGGGACCAGUGACAACAACUCUGCAGCAUUUAGCAGCACAGUUUGAUGUACCAGCAGGGGUAUACGUCUCGGAGACACAUAAAAAUAUGCUAUGCAAUGCUGACAUAUAUAUACAGACAUAUACAGGACUGUCUCAGAAAAUUAGAAUAUUGUGAUAAAGUUCUUUAUUUUCUGAAAUGCAAUACAAUAUGACUUUUGAGUUUUCUUAAGCUGUAAGCCAUAAUCAGCAAUAUUAAAAUAAUAAAA
Molecule: messenger RNA, 1721 nt
Organism: Salarias fasciatus (jewelled blenny)
Lineage: Eukaryota; Metazoa; Chordata; Actinopteri; Blenniiformes; Blenniidae
Product: caspase-1-like
Exons: 8
Coding region: 98-1282 (394 amino acids)
Biological process (GO): regulation of apoptotic process; proteolysis; regulation of inflammatory response
Cellular component (GO): AIM2 inflammasome complex; NLRP3 inflammasome complex; IPAF inflammasome complex
Molecular function (GO): cysteine-type endopeptidase activity
Source: RefSeq, a predicted model, not a curated record